Messenger RNA from Patella vulgata (common limpet), 3468 nucleotides. Its product is annotated as zinc finger protein 184. Gene Ontology annotation, molecular function: DNA-binding transcription factor activity; RNA polymerase II cis-regulatory region sequence-specific DNA binding. The record is from RefSeq and is a predicted model, not a curated record. The transcript is spliced from 3 exons. Bases 217 to 1833 code for a protein of 538 amino acids. Gene Ontology annotation, biological process: regulation of transcription by RNA polymerase II. NCBI's taxonomy places the organism in Eukaryota, Metazoa, Mollusca, Gastropoda, Patellidae.
AAUUGUAUUAAUUUUAUAAUAAAAUACUGCCUGCCUCAAGCUCUGCAUGUCAGUCUGGGACAUCAAACCAGAUUUAUAUUUUAUUUUGACAUCCCCUGGAUGUCAGACGGCAACUUAGGAUUCCCACGCGUUAUUUACACUGAUCGGUCUAUUGGCGUUGUCAUCGCAGUUUGACAGAGAUUAUGAGAACUUCUGUCUGUAGAUAGAACCAACAAAAUGAAGAAGUCUUCACCACAUUCAAAUCGAACACCCAACGAUACUUCAAGUUUACAGAAUGUGACACCUAUAUACAGAACACACCUGACCAAACUAAAUACUAUUAUUGAAAUUUCUGAAAGACUGAUCGAGUCACAAACCAAAUCAAUUAAUGACAUUGUCUCUAAUUGUUCUAAGAUAUGCAGUGGUUGUGAAUUUCACUGCAUGAAAAUCUUAGAUACUUGUAAUCAGAUGGUGUCAGAUACUUUAAAUAGUAGCUACACUGUUAUAAACAUGUGUCAGGCGUUUAAUAUAGAAUCAGACAUGUCAUCGUCUUCAUCAAGAGACAUAGAUAAUAUUCCUAAGAGAGGAAGAAAACCUAAACCUGCUAAAAGGCAUGUCAAGACUUCUGCAGCAAAUCCAUCGGUUUUAAUAAACCCUGGUUCUGUGGUGGAACUUGGCAGGAAUUCUGCUAGAAUGGCAUUUGAUGUAUGUGAACAAAAUGUAAUAAUUGAACCAACUAAAAUAAAAGUAGAAAAAAAUGUAACUGAAGUAAAAGUAGACCAGAAUGUAGCUAAAGUAAAAGUAGAAGACAAUUUAACUAAAGUAAAAGUAGAAAAAGAUCAUUGUCCAUCAAGUGAGGAUGAAAUCAUUGAUGUGGUGUCCGAAGAACCUCAUUUAAUGAUGGAGAGAAAUGAAAUAGAAGGAAGACAGAUCAGUUCAGAAGUGGAAAACCAUUCUGAAGACAAGACUGAAGAUCAUGAAAAUAGAGAUGAGGAAAGUGAAAGUAGCUUUGAAUUGUCUGAUAGUGAUGCUUUAGAAUAUGAUGAUAAUGUAGAUGAUGAUCCUGAUUGGGACGCGGAAAAACAAGUAGAAGAUGAAAAUGAUUCAGAGUUUACAUGUUCAGUUUGUACCAAGACGUUUAACAAUAAGAAAUCGUAUAAAAGACACAGACUGUCGCAUCAAAUACAAAACAAUACCAAAGAUUAUGUAUGUGAGGUUUGUGAUGAACGUUUUGACAUGAAACAUAAACUGAAAACCCACAUCUUGUCCGAAACAGAUAAAGAUCAUUUUAAACUUCAUGUGGCAAAGAAUUCAGUGAAAGUUAAAAGACAGUGUGAAAUAUGCGGUAAGCAAUACGGAGACAUGCGUUAUCUAGAACGACAUCUAAAAAUCCACAGCGGAGUGAAAGAAUUUGCAUGUGAACUCUGUGAUUACAAGGGUUAUUCGAAUGAACACCUGUCGAAACAUAUGAUCCGUCACACAGGGAUAAAAAAAUACAUAUGUCAUCAUUGUGGAAAGCGAUUUCCCAGAAAUGGAGAAUUAAUCAAACAUCUUCGAUCUCAUACUGGUAUUAGGGCCUUUAAGUGCGAUCAGUGUCCGAAAAGUUUUGUUCAAAGUAACUAUUUAGCCCGUCAUAGAAAGGUUCAUAUUGUGGAGAUGCCAUACGCAUGUGAAAUUUGUGGGAAACGUUCUCGUCAAGCGUAUAAUAUAACGGUUCAUAUGAGAACACAUAAUGGUCAUAAACCGUUCUCUUGUGAACUUUGUGGUAACAAGUUUGCACAUAAUGUUUCAUUGAGACAACAUAAAAAAUCUUGUCAUGGUGAAAUGGUCAACAAAGCUGGUGGAGACGUGUGAAAUUUGUAGAAAGUGUAUAAUAUAACUAUAUACACAAGAACACAUACUUGUCAUAAACCAUUCUCUUGUGGACUUUGUGGUAAUGUACCAUUGUGACAUGUGAAUAUUACACAUCGUAACAUAAUAUUAGGGAUAGACAUAAACAUAAAUUACACUCUUGACAGACAUAUGAUAUAACUGUUCAUAUGAUAAAACAUCAUGAACAUAAACCAUGCUUUUUUGAUAUUUGUGGUAAAAAAAUCUUGUCACGAUGAAAUAGUCAGCAAGGCUGGUUGAGCCCUUGGCAUGUUGAAACAACAUAAAAACCUUGUCAUGGUGAAAUAGUUAGCAAGGCUGGUGGAGACCUUGUCAUUGUGAAAUAGUCAGCAAGGCUGGUGGAGACGAUGUGAAAUAAUUUGUAUUCAUCAUAACUGCAACAGUUACUAUGACGAUAGUUAAUUUGAAUUUAGUUUGAUCUCACACAAAAAUUCCCACUUAAUCCGAGAAAUUUCUAAACAUGGGUCAAAUUUCUGUACUUCCAGGAAAACCGUUUCAUGAUCAGAUAUCUCCUGGGGCAUCCUCUCUGGUUUUGUUUCUUUAUUUACCAAGUUAGAGUAUAGCAACCUUAUCCCCUUCACCACCUAUUUAUUUUCCAAGUUGGAGUAUAGUAACUCUUGCUAUUUGCUUUUGCAGCAUAUGGUACUAAGAUUCAGCAAAUUUUCUAGACUGUAUGUGAUAUUUAUAGCAACUCUACCAUCUUCAGCUUGCUAUUUGUGCAGCAUAUGGUACUAAGAUAAUAAGCUUCAGAUAGAUUCAGCAAAUUUUCAGGCCUGUAAACAAUGACUUUAGUUAUUUCUACUGACGUUUAAAAAUUUCUGCAGGAUGUGUAAUCAAAAUAUCAAUAAAAAUAUGAGAAAACAAAAACAAUUUAGUGGUAGACAAUUAAAAGGACAAUCCCCAGAGGAUGUCUCACCCCAAUUGCAAACAAAUAUUAUAGGAUUUUGAAGAUCGCAAAUAUAGGUGACACCAAAAUAUGGCCUUUUUAAAAACCGCAAAGUGUCAUAUUCCCACUUUCUUUUGGGCAUUUAAAAAAAUUUAAAGGACAUUAUGGGAGAUUAGAUAAAGAGCUGACAGUUCUCGCUAUAAUAGUUAAAAAAUAGAUACCGUAAAGAGAAUAUUCUGAAAAUUUCAGUCAAAUUACUUCAGUCUCAGCCGAGAAAACCGAAUUUUAAAAACAUUGUAGCCUCGGUUUUCAUUGUUACCAUUGUUACGAUAAUAAACAAAGUCUUGAUUAUCCAUUUUUACGGUUAAUCAUGAAAAGCUGUUUGGAUUCAUAAGGAAUUGCGGUUAAUGAUUUAAAUAAUAAAUGGAUACUGGAGACUUUCUUUACUAUCGUAAUGGUAGCAAUUCAAUUGAGACUCCGCUAUUCUCCAAACAGCCUUAACAUCGCUCAGAAUGAAGUAAUUUGACUGGAAUUUUCAAGAUAUUCCCUUUUCAUUAUUUAGAUUUUAAAUAUUAUAGUGAGAACUGUCAGCUCUUUAUCUAAUCUUAUACGUAAUUCAUCUUUAAUAAUGGUAUUAUUCAGAUCAGUGCUAGUAGUAGUACCGGUAGUAUUAUAUACAUUAUGUUGUAUUAAAGAAAUUUUUUGUUUUGUUA